Messenger RNA from Terrapene triunguis (Three-toed box turtle), 1841 nucleotides. RefSeq lists its product as uncharacterized. Bases 127 to 1686 code for a protein of 519 amino acids. Lineage: Eukaryota; Metazoa; Chordata; Testudines; Emydidae. The record is from RefSeq and is a predicted model, not a curated record. The transcript has 7 exons.
CUGUGGAUAAACAAAAGGAAGAUACUAUCUCCACGCUGCUCCUUGCCUGUGUCUCACAGCUCUCCAUGCAGAGGGGGCAUAUUUAGGGUGUUAGGGCAGGACAGACAGACAGACACUGCAAGAGGAAUGAUGCUUGAAUCCAUCCGUGUCACUGAAAAGCUUCACUGGCCUGAGCAAGAGCUCUCUAAAAAGUCAGUCUUAAAUCCAGAAGAACAUAAGCUGACCAUUCAGAAUGAAAGCAGUCUUCAGCACCAGUCCUCUGGAAUCCUUAAGGAUAUUUUCACAACAGGAACCAGUAGCUACAAUGUCCUUCUGCAAAGCAAAGAGGAGAAAAAACACCACUCUCGAAAGCUGUCAUCUGCCUACCACAAGAGGCACAGAAAUUCCACCAAGUCUUCUACUACCUCGCGAAGCAACGAGCACCGCAAGAUCAAAGUCCCACUGCCUUUGCUCAGCAGUGGCUGGUAUUGCAUGAACAGGCAGCCAUCCAUCUUUAUCGCUAGCCCAGUGUCUAGCAGUGCAAAGUUUACACACAGUAUUUCUGUUGCCGGGAACAGCAUAGGACUGCCACCUCGACCCAAAAGCAAGGCUAAGAGACAUUAUUUUUCUAGUCUAACAAAGCCAAAGCAGCCUCAAUUGUCAAAAAGCCAUGGUAAAGAGGUAGAUGUCUCUGGCCGAAAACUCUGUAUACUAACUGCCAUCAAGCCUUCCAAUGUGGAAAAAGAGAAGAUUAAAUUCUUCAAGUCCGAUUUUACCUAUAAUCCUCAAUUUGAAUAUGCAAAUCCUGCGUUGCCAAAUGUGUUAGCUAAGCACAGCCAAGCAUCCAACAAGUUUCUUAAACAGUCUGUCAAUAUUAUGGAACGGACAUUGCAGAAAUAUGGAAGCUAUGAAAAGUUUGAGCAGGCUACUGGAGGCAGCCUGCUACCAAAAAGUCGCAUUUGGAAUCAUGUCAGGAAAUACAUGGUGAAAGAAGGCUGCCUUGGUGAGAUUGUAGUUCAUCUCACUGAGGACCUGCUUUCUCGUGCCUCAAUGACAGUGGUGAAUGGCCGCCCAACUCUGACUAUCAAUGUUUCCACUGCACGUGAGCACUGGCUAGAAGGGAUGCUGAGGCACGAAAUAGGAACUCAUUAUUUUCGAGGUAUUAACAACAACAGCCAGCCUUGGUGCAAUUGGAAUGGACGUAAAAAGCUUGGGUUAAAGCCAAUCAACCCUACCGAGGAAGGCCUGGCGAGUAUUCACAGUGUCCUGUUCCGAAAAGACCCCUUUCUAUGGAGGGCUGCCCUUCUCUACUACACUGUCUAUCAAGCUAGCCAAAUGUCCUUCAGUCAACUCUUCCAGGAUGUGGGGAGAUUUGUCAAGGACCCCAACACUAGGUGGGAUUACUGUGUACGAGCCAAGAGGGGGUGGACUGAUACUUCCCAGCCAGGCUGCUUCAGUAAGGAUCAGGUAUACUUGGAUGGCAUCCUCCAAAUCCUAAGAUACAGGGAGUCUAUCGAUUUCCACUUGCUGAUGGCUCUUGGAAAGGUCUCUUACGAGGAAGUGGAUCGCUUGAAGGAAUUUGCGGUGAUUGAGAACAUGAGAGUACCACACUUCUUGCAGGACCAUGUCAGAUACAUGGAACACUUGGAAAAGAUCAUGGAGGUGAAUGAGCUGACUGACCAAGAGCUCCAGGAUCUCAUAGUGUAACAGUCAGUCAGUCUCUUUUACCGGAAAUCUGUUCUGUAUGCAGCCGAUUAUACAGAACUGGACUUCACCACAGCUUGCAAAAUUAGAAUGUUUUGUUUUCUGGCAAAAAUCUAGACUAUUUAGAUUUGUUAAUUUUUUUUUAAAAAAAGAAAAAA